Molecule: messenger RNA, 729 nt
Organism: Blepharisma stoltei
Lineage: Eukaryota; Ciliophora; Heterotrichea; Heterotrichida; Blepharismidae
Source: the annotation of a GenBank genome assembly
AUGAUUAACAAACCUUCAUUGAUUUCGAGCGGAGGAUUAAAAUUUAUUGUGAUGGAUGCACCUUCCGACGAAAAUGCUGAAAUUUAUGCUGAAGAGCUCGAGCAUUUAGGAGUGGUUCAUUUAGCUAGAACAUGUGAGGGGAUGUAUGAUGAUAGAGUUUUCGAAGAGAGAGGAAUUGAAAUCCAUGUAAGAACUAACUUCCCCCGUGAGCGAACAAACCAUUGGAAAAAUCUCGAUUUUUUACCCAAAAACCACCCUAAAAAUUUUUUAUGAAAAAUAUUUUGAUAUAUAAAUGAUAAUUAUUAUAAUGAAAUCUCUAGCUAAUUCUGCUAAAAUUUAAGCAAAUUGCAUUUUAAAGUAUAUAAAUUUUACUGUUCACUCAAUGAGGGGGUGAGUAAGUAGAAAUUGAAUUUUACUGAUGGAUCAGCUCCUCCUAAAGCAGUAAUCCUCAAGUGGCUCAGUUUGGUGAAGAACACAUUUUUUGAGAAUGGAAAAAUUAAGGUCACACAAGGAAAAUCGCCAUGCAUAGCCGUGCAUUGUCUGGCUGGGCUGGGAAGGGCUCCUGUGCUAGUGGCUAUCGCUCUGAUAGAAGCUGGCUUGGAUCCGAAUCACGCAGUGAGUCUGAUCAGAAAACAUAGGCAGGGAGCCCUGAAUUUUUACCAGAUAAAGUUUCUCAACUCUUACAAAAAAAUCGGAGUCUAUCGACCAUCCUGCUGUGUGCUUCUAUAA